AUGGAAAUGAAAACGACAAUGGUCAAAUGGACGCGUGCACUUUCACGAGAGGGUUUUACAACGACGAGUUUUUAUUUUUCGGAAAUGAUAAACAAAUCAUCGUAUUACGUAAAUCAAAUCGUACGACCUCAUUAUAUAGCAAUUAUAUCUAAUGACAAUGACAUUAAUGAGUUCUCCUUAGCGACCAGUACCUUCGACAUGUCCUUUGCUGUAUGGCUAGUUUUAUUCAUUUACAAGGGACAUAAUCACGAUUAUUGUCAUAAUCCACCAGGUAAUAUAUUUCAUUUGAAAUUCAACACGGAAAUGUUGGUCCGUUGCGGUGACGAAAAUAUUCUAAGAGAAUGGUAUUCGAUCGAUAUCGAUUGUAAUCGAACCGAGAUCGAUGAUUUAGGAUACUGGAAUAUCGAAAAAGGAAUAACUAAUAUCACAUCAAAUUCUCUUUACGAGAGAAGACAUAAUUUACAGGGUUACAUUAUGAAAGCCGUUUUAGUUAAGUCAUCACCGACAAUAUAUAUAAACGAGGCUGGCAAAUUAGACGGUUUAUUGGGUAGAAUGUUAAGAGAAGUUUCUAGUAGUUUAAAUUUUAGUUUUAAAAUUGUUUCCAUGGUAGAAACUUAUGGAAAAUGGGAUCCAAUAGAAAACACUUGGACCGGUGCAAUCGGUGAAUUAUAUUCUGGACGUGCGGACAUUUGUUUUUCAUCAUUUACAAUGACAAAUGCCAGAUCGAAUGUCAUUGACUUCACGUAUCCUCUUGUCAAUUCCAAAUACUUUCUCUAUAUAAAGGAACCAAAAAUAUUUGCGUUUAAAUGGUCAUCUUAUUUUCAAGAUAAAAAUAAUCAUAAAAUAGGACAAUUAUUAUCCGACAAUUUUCUGGAAGUUUGGGGUAUAUUUUGUCAGCAAGGACUGUCAGAUAUUCCUGAUAGAUUUUCAUUAAGAAUAGCUUACUUCUCUAUAUUCCUUUUGGGUGUGGUCUUAUUGGCCGCAUAUUCUGCAUCAUUGACGAGCUUUUUAACAACCGGCAUCUACAAAUUACCAUUUAAUUCAUUAGAGAGCUUCGUUGAAGACGGUACUUAUCAACUUUCCGUACUUCGCGAUACAGCUGAAUAUGAUAUGUUAUUAAAUUCUAGUGAUCCGCUUGAAAAGAAAAUGAUGAAGUUAAUGUUGGACGAAGAAAAAUUGUCGAUACAUGUUGUUGAUGGAUUUAUACAGGUUUGUAAUAAUCCUAAACUGGCUUUAUACUUGGCUGACGUAUUAAAGGAUGUUAUAGUUUCUAAAAUACCAUGCGAUGUCAUUGGUAUUGAAACUGGACGUAUACAAAAAUCAGCAAUGAUUUUAUCUAAGAACAACCCGUUUACCGACGUAAUCAAUUUUCACUUAUUGAAAUUUAUCAACAGAGGUAUGAAUAAUCGUAUGAAAAACUUAACAUCCAAAAUGAAAUCCAAUGAUAUAAUCGAGAAUCAAUCGAUUGAGAUUAAAAGCGUAAUAUCCCUUAUUCUCUUCAUCGUAAUUGGUGUCAUAUCGAGUAUUUUUAUUCUGAUCAUAGAAAAGUAUUUUUUUGUCUCGUAA
Molecule: messenger RNA, 1566 nt
Organism: Vespa velutina
Lineage: Eukaryota; Metazoa; Arthropoda; Insecta; Hymenoptera; Vespidae
Product: glutamate receptor 1-like
Exons: 7
Coding region: 1-1566 (521 amino acids)
Cellular component (GO): membrane
Molecular function (GO): glutamate-gated receptor activity
Source: RefSeq, a predicted model, not a curated record